UUACGAGAAUGAAGGUGCUCUUGAGAUGACUGAGACUUGGGUAAGAAAAGAAAACAAAAAAAAUUCCAGAAACCCAAAAUUAACAAAUAAAUAAAGAAGUAUUUGUUUAAAUUUAUUUGUGCGUUUCAUAAAAACAUGUAUGUUACUUGUAAUAUAAAAAAGAGAAUUAAAAAAAAUCCCUAAACCCAAAAUUAUUGUCUUUAGAGAAACCCUGCAGAUAGAGGUUUAUAUUUUCCUUCUUUCUUUUCGAAACGCUUCAAAGAGACAUCAGAACCCCAAGUUCAUUCCUCUAAACCAGGUGAUAUCCAUAAUUAUUGUGCUUUCUGAUAAAAUCCCACUUAGUUUUCUUGAUAAACUACUGAACUGACAUAUUUUCUUGUUCGUUUAUGUGUAACAGCGGUGAUGGCAUUGUUGUCUAGAGCUCCUUGCAGCACCAUAUCUCAGCUGGAGAAGACGCGGAUUUUCAAAAAACAGUGUUUUAGUUUUGUUAAUGUUAAUAAUAAUGUUGUAUUCUCAAAACCGACAUGUUUAGUUCCUGUAGCUUUGUCAAUGUCUUCAACGACUGAGCCAAUUCGAGAGUUGGAAACACAGAGUUCUAAAAACUUCAAUAUUCCCAUCAUGGUAAAUGGCUGUAGUGGACAAAUGGGUAAGGCUGUUAUACAGGCAGCGGAUUCUAUAGGACUUCAGGUGCUUCCUGAAUCAUUUGGCUCACAAGAGGAAUCCGGGCUAGUAAUAGAAGUAUGUGGAAAAGAGAUUCUGUUGCAUGGUCCUUUUGACAGGGAAAGAGUCCUUGCAUCAAUCUUUGAUAAAUAUCCAAACAUGAUAGUGGUGGACUACACUGUGCCGAGUGCAGUGAAUGAUAAUGCAGAGCUUUACUGCAAAGUUGGUGUGCCCUUUGUUAUGGGAACCACAGGAGGAGAUAGAGAUAAAUUGUAUAAGACUGUAGAAAACUCAAAGGUCUAUGCUGUGAUUUCCCCACAAAUGGGAAAGCAGGUUGUCGCAUUCCUUGCAGCUAUGGAAAUAAUGGCCAAGCAAUUUCCUGGAGCCUUUACUGGGUAUUCACUUCAGGUGUUGGAGUCCCAUCAAUCAAGCAAAGUCGACACAUCUGGAACUGCCAAAGCCGUUAUUUCAUGCUUUCAGAAAUUGGGGGUCUCUUUUGAUAUAAAAAAGAUACAAAAGAUCCGGAAUCCCAGUCAACAAAUUGUGGUGGUGGGAGUUCCUGAGGAGCAUUUGGAUGCCCAUGCUUUCCAUAUGUAUCACCUCAUCUCACCUGACCAAACAGUUUCUUUUGAGUUUCAGCAUAAUGUUUGUGGGAGAUCAACAUAUGCCGAGGGUACUGUUGAUGCUGUGAUUUUCCUAUCUAAAAAGGUUCAAUUACAGGCCGACAAGCGGAUCUACAGUAUGAUAGAUGUCUUGCGGGAGGGGAACAUGCGAUAAAAUUGUGUGUUUUCAUACCUAACAUUGUUUGUAUUGGUAUGUAAUUCAGGUCAAGAUGCCUAGUGAUAUUAUGGACAUAUGGAAGGGGAUUUUGAAUAAAUGUUUUGCCCUUAAAUGCACUUUAUUAUUUUUGUUGUUA
Mangifera indica (mango) is the source of this 1576-nucleotide messenger RNA. RefSeq names its product 4-hydroxy-tetrahydrodipicolinate reductase 2, chloroplastic-like. Gene Ontology annotation, molecular function: NADPH binding; 4-hydroxy-tetrahydrodipicolinate reductase activity. NCBI's taxonomy places the organism in Eukaryota, Viridiplantae, Streptophyta, Magnoliopsida, Sapindales, Anacardiaceae. The coding region runs from base 403 to 1437 and encodes 344 amino acids. The transcript has 8 exons. The record is from RefSeq and is a predicted model, not a curated record. Gene Ontology annotation, cellular component: chloroplast stroma.